Nelumbo nucifera (sacred lotus) is the source of this 1468-nucleotide messenger RNA. It is a transcript of the gene RPL3P, whose product is annotated as ribosomal protein L3 plastid. Gene Ontology annotation, cellular component: ribosome; mitochondrial large ribosomal subunit. Gene Ontology annotation, molecular function: structural constituent of ribosome. The record is from RefSeq and is a predicted model, not a curated record. Lineage: Eukaryota; Viridiplantae; Streptophyta; Magnoliopsida; Proteales; Nelumbonaceae. Gene Ontology annotation, biological process: translation.
CUACACAAACCCUCUGUUUCUCUUUCUUUUUCUGUCUCUGUCUCUGUCUCGCUCUCUCUCUCUCUCUCUCAAGGCUUGCGGGGGCGCACCUGAAGUCUUGAACUCUCAGUCUCAACUCACAAGCUGCGCAGUGAUGUCUUCAAGCUCUUUCUUACAACUGUAUCGCUGAAGUCCAGUUCAUUAAACAUGUCGGCCGCAUCGAGAGGCCUCAUUUCUCGUAUCAGACUUCUCUCAAUUGGUCUUAGGACAGCAACAAAUGCAACAACGACGACGAACAGCUGCUAUCAACUCAGGAGAUUCAGUGCUGAGUCUGUGGUAGUCGAUGAUGGAUGUGAGAUCGACGACGAUGGGACAAGGAUCAUUGAGGCGAGGCCGGGAGUAAUGACACCCCAUUCGAAGAGGACUGGGGCAAUCGCUAUUAAGUGUGGGAUGACAGCGCUUUGGGAUAAAUGGGGAGCUAGGGUUCCGAUUACCGUCCUCUGGUUGGACGAUAAUAUUGUAUCGCAGGUUAAGACGAUCGAGAAGGAAGGGAUCAGCUCCCUACAGAUUGGAUGCGGACAGAAAAAGGCAAAACAUUUGACGAAGCCCGAAGUUGGUCAUUUUAGAGCUCAGGGCGUUCCACUCAAGAGGAAAUUGAGGGAAUUUCCGGUGACAGAAGAUGCGCUUCUUCCUGUUGGUACUCCGAUCACAGUCCGUCAUUUUGUCCCGGGGCAAUACGUGGAUGUUACAGGAAUCACGCGGGGGAAAGGUUUUCAGGGCGGGAUGAAAAGAUGGGGAUUUUCUGGUAUGCCUGCAUCUCAUGGUGCUUCAUUAUCACAUCGAAGCAUUGGUUCUACUGGUCAAAGAGAUGCUCCUGGAAGGGUUUUCAAGGGCAAGAAAAUGCCUGGGCGCAUGGGUGGGAAGCAAUGCACGGUUAAAAAUGUAUGGGUCUACAAGAUAGAUCCUGCAAGGAAUUUGAUGUGGGUGAAAGGCCAGGUCCCGGGUGCUGAAGGCAAUUUUGUGUUUAUAAAGGAUGCUGUUUACAAGAAACCUGAUAUUUCAUUGCUACCAUUCCCGACUUAUUUUACUCCAGAUGAUGAAGAUACAUCAGAAUUAAAACCUCUGGUGGCUGAUCUAGGGGAAAUAGAUCCUUUCAUGGCAGCAGAUUGAAAAAAUAGAAUAUGAUAUUCCUCCAAAUGCUGGUCUUUGUUAUUCUUUUGUAGGACCAGUUGUUGCAAUCUCAGUUUGGUCUUAUUAUGGGUAGCACCCGUUUAUUCGUUAUUCAAGAAUCAGCUGAGAUACGACUGAACUCAAUUCAUCAUUCUAUAUAAUUAGGAGAAUGACGAGCAGAGAUUGUAAUUCUAUUUUUGAGUUCAUCUAACCGAUGAUUUUGAAGUUCUGGAAUUUUAUGUUUCAAAUAAAUAUUGAAGUUUGGUCCAUCCUUUCAUGUUAUGGGAAUUGGCAAAUGACGUAUUUUUGUUUGGAAUGC